Molecule: messenger RNA, 1915 nt
Organism: Melanaphis sacchari
Lineage: Eukaryota; Metazoa; Arthropoda; Insecta; Hemiptera; Aphididae
Gene: sgl
Product: UDP-glucose 6-dehydrogenase
Exons: 10
Coding region: 329-1720 (463 amino acids)
Biological process (GO): glycosaminoglycan biosynthetic process
Cellular component (GO): nucleus; cytosol
Molecular function (GO): NAD binding; UDP-glucose 6-dehydrogenase activity
Source: RefSeq, a predicted model, not a curated record
UGCUACGUCGCAAGUCGCAACGACCGUGUCGCCGCCGACCGUACCACUGUGUGCGUGUCCGUUGAUCCGUUCGUGUUACCGUGUCCGAUCGUGUUUAUCGAGUGUUUGUGUGUGCGUGUGUGUGUGUGUGUGUGUGUGUGUGCGCGCGCGCACGCCGUAUAGAUCGAUAGAACGCACGACGGUCUGCCCUGCUGCACUGCCGUGUUGUUACACGCCGGCUGCUUAUCACUGUGUGUCAGUCAGCGACGUUAUCACGCCGCCGGUCCAAGACGAGUGGAUAUCAUCAUCCACGUCCCACGUUUAACAGGUUGACAUAAAUUGUUAGAGUAUGGCGGUCACAAAAAUAUGCUGUAUAGGUGCUGGAUAUGUUGGUGGGCCAACAUGCAGUGUAAUAGCUAUGCAGUGUCCACAUAUAAAAGUCACGGUUGUAGAUAUAAGUGCUCAACGUAUAUCUCAGUGGAACUCAGAAAAAUUGCCCAUCUAUGAACCCGGACUGGAUCAAAUUGUAAAGAAACAAAGAAAUGUAAAUUUGUUUUUUUCUACAAACAUCGAAGAAUCAAUCCAAGAAGCAGAUUUAAUUUUUAUAUCUGUAAAUACUCCUACAAAGACAUUUGGAGUAGGCAAAGGACGUGCUGCCGACUUAACAUACGUUGAAAACUGUGCUAGGAUUAUUGCCCAAGUUUCAACUAGUGAUAAAAUUGUAGUGGAAAAAAGUACAGUGCCAGUACGUGCAGCGGAAAGCAUAUUAAAGAUUUUAAGUGCUAACCAUAAGCCGAAUGUAAAAUUUCAAGUAUUAUCUAACCCCGAGUUCUUAUCUGAAGGCGUAGCUGUUGACAACCUAUUAAACGCAGAUAGAGUUCUUAUAGGACACGAAGAGACCGCCGAUGGCCUAUGGGCUUUUAAGGAGCUCAGUAAAGUCUAUUUGAACUGGAUACCCCAAACAAAAAUCCUCAGGACAAACACUUGGUCUUCGGAACUAACCAAACUAGCGGCUAAUGCAUUUCUUGCACAGCGGAUUUCUAGUAUUAAUUCAAUGUCUGUAAUAUGUGAAGCGACUGGGGCAGAUGUCAGUGAAGUGGCUAAAGGUAUAGGUCUUGAUUCCAGAAUUGGGCCCAAAUUUUUACAAGCAUCAGUUGGUUUCGGAGGCAGUUGUUUUCAAAAAGAUUUACUUAAUUUAGUUUAUAUAUGUGAAUGCUUAAAUCUUCCACAAGUAGCUGUUUAUUGGCAACAAGUAUUAGACAUGAAUGUUUAUCAAAAAUCUCGAUUUUCAAAUAAAAUUAUUGAAUCACUGUUUAAUACGGUUACUAAUAAAAAAAUAACAAUGUUUGGAUUUGCAUUUAAAAAAGACACAGGUGAUACUCGUGAGUCACCUGCAAUACACGUUGCUAAGACAUUACUCGAUGAAGGAGCCAAACUUAAUAUAUAUGAUCCGAAGGUGGAACCAGAACAAAUCAAAACAGACCUCACGCAUCCAUAUGUUACUGAUAAUCCAGAAAAUGUUAUUAACUCCAUCGAAAUUCACGAUAAUCCGUACAGAGCUUCAAAAUCGACACACGCCAUUGUAAUAUGCACUGAAUGGGACGAAUUUGUGAACUUGGAUUACGAAGAAAUUUAUAAGCAUAUGAUAAAACCAGCAUUUAUUUUUGAUGGUCGCAAGAUUUUGAACCAUGAAACCUUGGCCAAGAUUGGUUUUCAAGUUCAUACAAUUGGAAAACGUUAAUUUUUAAAUUUGAUUGCGUAUUUUGUCUUCCAUUCAACCAUAUCAGUUGGGUAUUCUUGCCUACCAGAAAAUAUCUAUAAAUAUAUUUAUAUUUUUUUACAUUUGUAUUUUAUAACUUGUAUAAUCUUAAACAUUUAAUAAAUUUAUACAUGACCUUAAAUUUAUUAACACAAGAAAUUAAUCAUUAAAGGUAGU